CCAGUGCCCCCGCCUCCAACUGUCCCCCUCCUGCACCUUCUCCCCCAACACGCAGGCGCGUCUCCUCAAAUCCUGUUCUUACCCCGCUCCUCUUUCCCUUCAUUUUGUUCCCCCUCCUCUUCCAGUACCUCAGCAGGUUCAAACUGUUUUCCGUGAGGGUGGCGGCGAUCGCGAGGUCACGUGAUGAGCAUCCUGCUGCCCAACAUGGCGGAGUUCGACACCAUCUCGGAACUGGAGGAGGAGGAGGAGGAAGAAGCGGCAACGUCGUCGUCGUCGCCGUCGUCGUCGUCGGUAUCUGGGCCCGACGACGACGAGGAAGAUGAGGAGGAGGAGGAAGAAGAGGAGGAGGAGGCGCCGCCCCCACCUCGGGUAGUGAGCGAGGAGCAUCUGCGAAGAUAUGCCCCAGACCCUGUAUUGGUUCGCGGCGCCGGCCACAUCACUGUGUUUGGCUUGAGCAACAAGUUUGAUACUGAAUUUCCCUCAAUUCUAACAGGGAAGGUGGCCCCAGAAGAAUUUAAGACCAGCAUUGGCCGAGUGAAUGCAUGUUUGAAAAAGGCUCUUCCAGUCAAUGUGAAAUGGCUGCUGUGUGGUUGUCUCUGCUGCUGUUGCACACUGGGUUGCAGCCUGUGGCCUGUUAUUUGUCUCAGCAAAAGAACCAGAAGAUCAAUUCAGAAGUUAUUAGAAUGGGAAAAUAACAGAUUAUAUCACAAGCUUGCUUUGCACUGGAAGUUGACUAAAAGGAAAUGUGAAACUAGCAAUAUGAUGGAGUAUGUAAUACUAAUAGAAUUCUUACCAAAAUAUCCCAUAUUCCGACCUGACUGAGGAAUUUUGUUCAGUCACUUCUGUGUUACCUGUCAUUUCCUACCCUUAGUGCCUUGUAGAUGAUUUUAGAAUGAAGAUGGUCUCUUUUUGCCCUGUUCAGAUUAUUCUUUAUAAUGGUAGAAUAUUCUCCUUGCUCUUUUGUUUGUGUUAGUUUAAGAAGAAAAUUUGCACAUCUUUUUUAUGUUAAAUGAGGCUUGUGUUUUGCACAUUUAAUUUUUAAAUAAGUAUACACUGACACAUAUAUAUGCAUAUAUAUAUAUAUAUAGUUACCACUAAAGAUAAAACAUCAGUGCUGAUGUUAAAAAAAAAAAAACUUGUUCUAGCAUGCUGCCUCUUAAUUUUCAUACUAUUUCUAAUUAUGCAUCAUUUUUCUAGGCUACUUAUGCUCUGUAAUCCCUCACUGGGUAUAUUUAAAUAAGCUUUUGGUAGCUUUUAGAAAUGUUUUUGCUCUAAUCUGCUUUUAAGGAACAUUCAAAUAAGAGUACCUGUUUUGUCCUGCACUUUGCUAAAUUAUCUCUUGCGUUAAUGGAUAAAAUAUUUAAACAUCUAAAGACUUGUAAAUAUUGUCUCUGCAUAAUGUAAAAAUAUGAUAUGCCAUGGUUUACAGAAUGUAAUAUUACUUUUAAUGUAUUGCCGACAAUUCUGCAUAGAUUUUAAUAUGAAUGAUGUUUGCAAGCAUCCUUUUGAAUGUAUAGGCUGUCAACAUGCCAUUUUAUGGCAGAGCCAUAAUAAGCAUGUUAAAAAUGUCAGGUGUAGGGCAGGAUUGCCCUUUGUAACAAGUGGAUUAAAAUUGAAGUUGUUGUCUCAGAUACUCUGUGUUGCACCCGAAACCAAGAACCCCCCCCUUUUUUAAUUUAAUUCAACAAUCCCCGUUUUGUCCCCCACUCCUACCUCCAAAAGAAUUCCUUUGGCAUCUGACGUAUUUCACAGCUUUACCAUCCUUCAUUUAUUUCGCCUUAUGUAUCCUUUUUCUCAUCUGAAAAUAUACACAGGUAUGCCCUUUAAGGUGUAUUUGGAGAUUUUAAAUGUCCUAGGAGGUGCCUAUACCCCUGUGAAAGCCACUGCUAACUCCCUUUUGGAAUUCUGAUAUUCUGCUUUGGAAAAAAGCUAAUUGAGAAGCUGCACCUAAAGAAGGUAUGGUAGCUUGUUCAUAAUUGACAGAAUAUUCUAAAUCCUCUUUUGGGGAUCUUUUUUAAACAUUUGGUAUUAUUAAUGAAAGAGAGAAGACAAAUGUUUAGACAAAGGUAUUUUUACUUAUAAAUUCACCACACAUGUCCAUUUCAUUGCCGUGUGGGUAUUUCUCUUCACAGUUGAGUGAGAGUACCACACCCUUAUUCUGCUAGUAUUUAAAAUUUUAAUGUAAUUAAAGGUUUAUAUCAUGUUAAUUCACAUGCAAAUAUAUGCCUGUAUGUAGGCAUUAUUUGUAAAUCAUAGUGCUAAAAGUAAAUUAAAAGUAUCUGGGACUGAAUAAUAUUUUAUUUGUCAUCGUUUAUUUCUUUUAGUAAAACUUUUGGGCAAUAUUCAUCCCAGUGAAGGGAACAAUCAUUUCUUCAUACAAGGGCAAAACUUCUUAAGCCACUUUAAAAAUGUAUGCGUAAUUUGGAAUCCACAGUCCUUGACCAGUAAAAUAAGGGAAAAAGAGGCACUAUUUGAUUUGUAACUAUAAUUGUUUGCAAAAAAAAACUUUCCCACCUUCCUCUGUGCAACACCAUUUUCCCUAUGCCACCCAGCCAGCUAAAAUCUCUAUUAAUAUACUGUGUAUAGCUGCAAAUAUCAUGUGUCUACCUGCCAUAAAAUUGAAAGUGUAUUUUUAUAGAUGGUGGAAACCUUUGAAAUGUAUACAAGUGUCUUGUUUUACAGCUAAGAUCAGGAAAAAAUUGUAUCUGUGGUUUAUGUGCCAGCUGAUGCAUCAGAUCUAUGCUUCAAACUGUGGUAUUUUAUUAUCAAAAUUGAUUUCCAGUGUAGUACAAAAUUUCUAAUUAUCACUGAUACAAGUGUCAACCAUUAAAAUUUCAUUUUUUCUUCCUGUAAACUUAGAAUUUGGUCAUGUGGUGGUCAUAGUAACUUUUUCUACCAUGUAUAAAUCACACUUGGUUUUUGCUGAAAGAACAGCAGGAAGUGGUGAAUUGUUUCCAUUAAACAAAUAUUGAGACAGGAAUAGAUUGCAUCUGGAAGUGACAAAGUAUGAUUCAAGUAACAGUAGUAGUUGUCAUAUAAACCGUUUGACAGCGUAGGUAAACAUAAUUUUAAAACAGACUCUAAUCACUCUUAAAUAUUAUUUUAUUGUUCAUUAUGCUAGUCGGCUCAUGUUAUUUUCUUGAACUACCCAGAAAACACUCAGUUUUCUUUUUUCUCUAUUACUGCUUUUUCAAAGUAUGUUUCCUUGGAAGGGGCUGUUUACCAGUCAGAUAUUUUGGAAUGCUUUUGGGGAUUUGUAUUCCUUAAAUAAAAUUGGCAGCAGCAAAUGCUGAAAUGACAGAACACACUGUGGUAAUUAAUUCCUCCCCUUCAGGCUUUUUUUUUUUUUAAUCCUAAGCAUAGAUCAUAUUUAGAUUUUUCUUCCAUCGGUUUAGUAAAAUAUUUUUGUGAAAAUUGUUUUUAGAUUAAUGAAAGUAAUUUUGAAUUUCUUUGUCACAUAAUAUUCCUUUAUGAAGCCUGCUGUGGUAAUUUCCAGAUUAAAUAACAUGUAUUUGCCAAAGUAUAUAAAUCUCACAAGGCUUUGACCUUCAGGUUAAAAGUGUUCUCUAACUUUCUUUCCUCUUUGCAUCUCCAUCUUCAUUGCCCUUUUAAACACCUAAAUUGUGAAUAAAAUAGAAAAGGCUCAAACUCUUUUCAGCUUCACAUUUAUAGUGGUGGUUUAGGCUCCAGAGAAUAAGGACUAUGAUGCCUGAUGUGUGCCACUUCAUCUUCAUUCCAGUCUGGGUUUCACUCCUUAUUUAUAAUUUGUGUUCUAAUGCUUCUCAUUUGGCCCAAGAUUCUGGAUUAAUACAUUAGCCCAACUGGUCAUUUUUAAGCUUGUUUUGUCCAGAAAGCCAAUAGCAUGUGCAGUAUUAAUAACAAAUAUGGGCAAGUCAUUUACAGAUUUAUUAGCUUCAUCCUGGACAUGUCCUCUACUCUGUAUUCCCUCCUACGCUCUAUGUUGGAGUCACUGGGUAGCACAGAUGGUUAAGCGUUCAGCUGCUAACUGAAAGAUUGGCAGUUUGAAUCUACCCGGAGGCACCUCAGAAGAAAGCCCUGGCAGUCUACUUCUGAAAGAUCACAGCCAUUGAAAACCCUAUGGAGCACAGUUGUGCUCUGACACACAUGGGAUUGCCAUGAAUGAGAACUGACUCUGUGGCAACUGGUUUGGGUUUUGUUUACCCUCUGUGUUAACUUAGGAAAGAGACCGUUAUAGUCAAACUUUAGAAGUAGGUUAAGAGCUCGGCUGCUAACCAAAAGGGCAGCAGUUCAGAUCCACCAGCUGCUCCUUGGAAACCCUAUGGGGUAGUUCUACUCUGUCUUAUAGGGUCGCUAUGAGUCGGAAUUGACUCGACGGCAACAGGUUUUAGAAGUAGAUGGAAAAGUGCCUUGUCUUUUUUGAACAAAGAUAACAUAUCAUGCUGAAGGAAGCAGAGUGAAUAAAUUAGUAUAUUAUUAGAUUUAAAAUCAUCCUUUUCAAGUAGAUAAAAGAGUAUUACAUAGCAUAUUAUAGUUCUUUUAUUUUUAAUUAAAGCCUGUUUCCUUGUUUUCCCCCUAUCGUGAUAUAUUAGCCCUCGGCUGCUAACCAAAAGGUCUGUGGUUUGAACCCACCAGCAGCUCCUCGGAGAAAAGACCUGACGAUCUGCUUCCGUAAAGGUUACAGCCUAGAAAACCCUAUGGGACAGCUCUAGUCUGUCACAUGGGGUCACUAUGAGUCCAGAUCAAAUUGUUGGCACCUAACAUCAGUCAGUCACAUGAACUUGUAUACUUUGAAUACUAGUAAAAAUUGGAAGGAUGAUGGUGUGUUUGAAGUCCUGUUAAGAUGCACUUAUUUAUUGCACAUACUAUUCAUAGUAUUAUGACCUGUAAACACUCAGCAAACUGAAUUAAUAUUUAUUUUAAUACUCUACCAUUUUUUAAUAAGUCUACUCUUAUUUUUUCAUAAUUUAAGUUCAAUGACACUUGUAAGCCUUUGAACAAAUAGGAUUUUUUCAAAUGUAUGAGAGCUUUAAGAAAAUCAUUAGCAUCCUUAUUUUGCUUACAGAAAAUAAACUGCCACUUAAAUAAAACUUCACUACUUGAACAUAAAGUCCCCAAACACUAUUUCAUUAAGAUUUACUAUUGGACUUAGGAUAUAGAAAUCGUGCACACUGAUUAAUUGGAGCAGUUUCACAUAAUGGAAAUACUUUUUUGCUAAUUUGAUUAUAAGAUGCUCAUAUUCAUUUAAAUUAGGUCCUCUUGUGCCUAUAAAUUUCUUCUUUUAAAAAAAACUUUUGCAAGAGUUGUCACAUUGUUCAGACUCCUUAAAAUGGUGAACUGUUGGAAAAUUUUCUACAGAAAAAAAAAAAAAUAGGCUUUGCUAAUACCCGUUCAUGUAUUACAUGACUGAAAUUAAUUGAAGGAUAAACACACACACAUAUCUCAUUAACCUUAUCUUGCCCCAAAUUAUUCUUUCCUAAUUCUGAGCUGGUCUUUUUGUUUUGAUGAUGGCAACCUGAGAAUAUGGUCCAUUUUCUGUGACUAUGUCAAAUAAAUACUGUAUGAGGAAAUGAUCUAAUAUUGUGUCCAGGCAUCACUUAAAUUACUUCUCAGUAUCUUCAUCUAUAAAAUCAGAAGACAGGAAAGUACAGAUCACCUAACAUUCUGUAAUUCUGGGAAUCAUUGGGAAAUUUUUACUCUGAAAAAGAUCAGAAUGAUUAUUCUCAGAUGGACUACCCUUGGUGGAAACACUCACAGUGCCUUGCACUUAGUAAAAGUUCCAUAUUUGCCAACUGACUGCUAGCUGAUGUGUAUUCAUAUCACAGACUCAAAGAACCUGAUGUCUCCUAGACCUCAGCCUCUCCAUGGUGAUAAGAAUGAAUGUAGUUUCCUUAGGAACCAAGGACUAAAGGCUGUGGGCGUUGCCUCUAUGGAAUUUGACUAUGCGGCUACCAGCUGGUAUCCUGGCAAGAGUUAUAGCUGUGACAACAAUGGAGACACGAGAGGACCCACUUUGACAUUUAUGUGAUAAGAGUUUCAUAACCUAUCCAGCAUCUGCUUCAGUGUGUUACCUUCAAAAAGAUCUUUUGGAAAAAAAUUGAUAAUAGUAGAUGGAAAGGAAAGUGGUAUUGCAUUCAAACCCAAGUUACUUCUAGUUUAAUUCUUAGCUCUCCUGCUUGAUUCCUCUGUACCUCAUGUCUUCAUCAUUGAAGUGGGGACAAUAAUCUGGACCUACCUCACAGGGGAAUUGAGGAUUUUUUCAUAUAUUAGUGUGCUUUUGAAGUAGACUGAUAACACUGGAUAUCUAUCUUAAUGGUAUAAUUUCUAAAUAGAUUCCUUUAAAUCCAUGUUGUUUUCUUUCUCAGUCAUAACCUACAGAAUGAGUGCUGCAGUUAGUCUACUUUGUCAGUAGCAAAUUUUGUUAUUAAUUUCCUGUGUUAAACAUGGGUGAUUGUGUUAAUACUUGAUUUAGGGAGGAAGAGCAGAUGGUUCUCAAUUUGGGGCAGAUUGGAGCAUCCUUGAGCCUUUUUCAAUAUUAAAAAAAAUGUACUAGAAAUCAUAUUUACCCAUAAUAUUCCUGCUGCACAAGUCAACUAAAACAUGGAAUUUCCUGGCAUUUUGCUUAUUUAGUUUUCCAAGUUUAUCUGUUAACACUGGUUAUCGCAUGCUGAUUAGCAGCUAUGACUGGCAGUUAUGCCUUUGAUUAAUGAAAAAAAUUGAGAAAGCUUGUUAUUACAUGCAAUUUGAUAACUAAAAUACUUGAAAACAUGGAGGGGAUAAUAGUGAAACUCUUGGGAGCCACUGUAAAGGAACUAAGAUUAUCUGACCCUCCCCACAGAUUGCUUACUUUGUCCCUGAAUAAUGAAAUGCUGGAUUGUGGGGUGUGUGUGUGUAUGUAUGUCUUUUGCCUGGCUUGGGCUACAUAACUUCAGGUUAGAAUUUGCCUUCCGUUUUUUUUUUUUUUCUGUUUCAGGAUGAUAUGACUGAGCUAAUUUAUUUGGAUAUAUAUGUAUAAAUGAUAUAUACACACAUAGGAUUGCAAAUGUAAAAAGUGUUAUAAUUUCAUGUUCUAGUGUUGGACUGAAUAUCAAUUUCUGAGUCUGUUAAAAUGGUUCUGUGUAUAAACUCAACAUGAUGAGUCAAGGCAAUAAUUUCUCAAAUGUUACUGUUAUUCUUGCUUGUUUUUUUUUUAAUCUUGGCUUAAUUUUCCAUUUUUCUAGUAAGCAAAUAGUGUUUAAGAUUGUUUUAAUGCCUGGACUUUGAAACAAGUUACAAAUAUUUGAAACGAUAUGAUCUACAAGCUAAUUUAUCACCCUUGGACUAACCACAGACAAAUACGAGUCUUGGCUGCAAGAACAGGAAAUCCACAUAGCUAGAAAGUGGGCAUUAAUCAAAAUAUCUAAUUGAAAAGUCUAGGAUUUUUAUUUUUUGGCAGAGGAUUCCUGUUGGGACAGCUUUACCAGAAAAAGAAUAGUGGACCUGUCCAUCCAAAGCAAGAACAUUCAUGCAUCUUGUAUUAUUACGUAGCCUGUGGAAUGAAUUCAUUUUUCUCCCUUGAGUACUGGAGUGACUCCUCUGAGAGAACUCAGCCUAUAUACAGCUGUGCCAAAAUGAAGGACACCUGCCUCUCUGAAACUUUCACUGCUGCUUCUGUCAUUGUUCACUUGUCAGAUAUAAAGUUUUAUUAUCUCAGGAUGCAAAAUUAAAAUAAAGUGGAAAUCGAUGUUAAUGAAGUAAAGUGUGUUUCUUUGGUGCAUCUUCCUUCCCUUCUCUGUUUUUCUCAUUAUAAGGUGAAUACUUAAGGUUUCCUUUUAAAAAUUGUAUAUUGCAUAUUGUCCUUUCCCACAUUUGCUACUAUUAUGCCUGACCCUGUAAGUAAUUCACGCUAUAUGUUGGCUUUGGGGGACUUUGUUGUGCCCAAUGUUUGGCAUUUGGCUAAGUAGGAAGUUGGUUCUAAGCGACUUUGCAUUCAGCUCUGCAUGCCUACAUGUGAACUAUAAAAUUAAAAAUAAAGUUCAAGUAGCCGAGGGCAGUUGUACCUUACUAAGCAUACAUUUUUAGUGCAAGAACUUGUUGAAAUGUAAAGCUACUUGACAAGUUUUGACUCUGUCAGAAGACUGUAAGAAAUUCAAGUGUUGACAUCUUCUACUUGACUUACUGCUCAAGUUGAUUAAAUUUUUAAAUGUCAAGUUUUUAAAAUUCAAAAAAGCAUAACAAGAAAAGCUACUUAAUGUUUUCCAGCAUGGCACCAACUAAGCGGUAACUCUGAGAUAUCAGACAGCUGUCAAGGAGUGGGCCUAGAAAUUUAACUUUUCACUGACUAUGUAUUUUUUUCCCCUUUUCAUUACAUUUUCAUAGGAGGCUGUGACUACAAUAUCUUAUCCAUACCUUAUAUUUCAUGGUCAUUAUCAUGUUUGAUGAAUGCAGAAUAUUCGUUCAGUUGAGCCUUAAUUGCUUCAUCUGAAAAAAAAAGGUGUAUUGGCAAAGAAAUGGAGUUUGGACAAAAUGAUCUCAUAGAUUAUAGUUCCUGUAUUCUGUAAUGAUAGGAUUUAAACAUUUCUGCAUUGAGGACUUUUGGACAAUUCCCAGGUUUCUACUAACAGAAGUAUCAAUGGCUUUGUACAAAUACCUUUUACUUGGUUCACAAUUAUUUCCUUAGAGUAGAUCCCAUAAAUGGGAUUGCUAGGUUAAAGUGCAGUCUGACUUUUUCAUGUCUUGAUGCAUAUUGCCAAAUUGCUCUCCAUUAAGAUUUACAUUGCUAAUUAUAUCACUAUUCGCAAUGCGUGUUUCUGCUUCUUGGCAAUGUUGGGCUCCUUUUUUAUUAACUUAAGAGAAGUAAAAUGUAUCUAAUAAUGAAUUUAGUCUGCCUUUAUUUGUAGUGAGGCUGAAUUUCUUUCACGUAUGGUUUACAGUUUGCAGACAGUAUAGCAUAAUUGUGAAGAUAAUGGGUUUUGGUGUUAGACCUGAAUUAAGCCACUUAGUAGCUCUUCGACUUAAGAAGCCUUGAUGAUGCAGUAAUUAAGCACUCUGCUGCUAACUGUAAGGUUGGCAGUUCCAACCCACCAGCUGUUCUGCCAGAGUAAUAUGUGGCAGUCUGCUUCCAUAAAGAUUACAGCCUUGGGAACACUAUGAGACAGUUGUAUUCUGUCCUGUAGGGGUCG
Messenger RNA from Loxodonta africana (African savanna elephant), 9140 nucleotides. It is a transcript of the gene CHIC1, whose product is annotated as cysteine rich hydrophobic domain 1. The record is from RefSeq and is a predicted model, not a curated record. The transcript is spliced from 6 exons. Lineage: Eukaryota; Metazoa; Chordata; Mammalia; Proboscidea; Elephantidae. Bases 184 to 822 code for a protein of 212 amino acids.